AUGCAUAUGAAGUUGAUGAUGUUUCUGCAGGUAAGCAUCCCUCCCUUUUUAUUUGAAGCCGUUCUGUAUGCUCCUAUUGAUGAUACAAGCAGCACAGCCAAAAUUGAGAAUGGAAACAUUUUCUUCACUUUGUAUAAAAAGGAAAUGGGCAUGUGGGAUUCGCUGACAAUCGAAAAUGCUAGCAAGGAAAAACUGCAACAUCUAAGAGAGAGUGCUGUUCUAAAAGCCCAAGAAAAGGCUAAAGAGGAGGCAGAAGCAAAAAAAGUUACAAAACAGGAACAUAACAAAUAUGCUUUGGAGGCCACGAUGAAGCUAGAAGAAGAAGAAAGAAAAAGAAUUGAAAAUCUGAAAGAACAAGAGCGGCAAAAGGUCACUAGGGAAUUGGAGUUAUGGAAAAAUGAGCAAACAUAUAUGGAGGAACAAAAGAGGAUACCAAGAGAAGAGAAACCACAUCAGGAAAUAGAACAGUUAAAGGAGAACCAAAAGGAAAAAAUAACCAAACCUAUGAUUCCUAAUGAAAGAACUUCUAAGAUCACAGUAAAACCUACUAAAGGUCCUAGUUCCAAUAGUAUGUUUUCAGAGAAUUUAAAGGAAGAGCAGUUACCAGCCCCUCGAUCAUCUGGCACAAUUAAAAUCAACUUCACAUCACGGGCUUUUCCUACAGCUCUACGUGAAUCUCGGGUAGCAGAAGAGGAAGAGUGGCUACAUAAGCAAGCAGAAGCUCGAAGAACAAUAAAUGAUGAUUUAGCUGAGCUGAAAGAUUUAAAAGAAGAGGAAAAAAAUCCAGAUUGGUUAAAAGACAAAGGAAACAAAAUGUUUGCAACAGGAAACUAUCUUGCAGCUGUAAAUGCAUAUAACCUUGCAGUCCGGCUAAACAACAAGCUUCCAGUACUAUAUCUGAAUCGUGCUGCUUGUCACCUUAAGCUGAGAAAUUUACAUAAAGCCAUUGAAGAUUCCUCUAAGGCACUAGAAUUGUUGACACCACCUGUUCCUGAUAAUGAGAAUGCUCGAGUGAAAGCUCAUGUGAGACGUGGAACAGCAUUUUGUCAGCUGGAAUUAUACGCUGAAGGUCUCCAGGAUUAUGAAGCAGCACUCAAGAUUGAUCCUAAAAAUAGCACAAUAGAGAAAGAUGCUGAGAAGAUUCGACGCAUAAUUCAAGGAACCUCACAAGACUUGUAAAAAAGAGAGAA
This is a messenger RNA of Tinamus guttatus (white-throated tinamou), 1190 nucleotides long. The record is from RefSeq and is a predicted model, not a curated record. NCBI's taxonomy places the organism in Eukaryota, Metazoa, Chordata, Aves, Tinamiformes, Tinamidae.